AUGAGCCAAAUGAUGCAACAAACUAUGAAUCAAAUGAUGCUGCACCAGAAACAAAUUAUAGAGGCUCUUGAGAAUAAGAGAGAAGAGGGACAGCUACCUAGUCAGCCCAUAGAAAAUUCAGGGAACCGCCCAACAAUAGGAUUUCAGCAAGGGGAGUCUAGUAGCAUGAAUCUAGGAAAAAACCCACGAAAUGAAAAUGUUAGGACAGUGAAUGCAUUAAGGAGUGGUAAGAUCUUACUUGAUCCUUACCCCCAAACAUUAGAAGAAAAAGAAAACGUGGACAAAUCAAAACAAAAUCAAAUAGGAGUAGAAGAAGAUUUUAUAGAUUCUACCAAGGAAAUUUUGAAAGAGAGGACGACCAUUCCAUUUCCUAGAGCUCUAGAGCCUAGACAAAGAAAGAAAAAGGAACACAAUGAAAAAAUAAAGAAAAUUUUACAAGAUGUGCAAAUUAGUUUUCCUUUACUCACUACCAUUGAACAUAUUCUUGAAUAUGCUAGAGUUUUGAAAGAAAUGUGUACACCAAAAAGGGCACCUAGAGGUGAAAAAUUAUCUAUGCAUGCUAGUGCAUUAUUAUUAAAUCAAUUACCAUAUAAAUUGAGAGAUACAGGUGCCCCUUUAAUUUCAUGUGAUAUUGGUGGAUUCAUUUUUUAGAAUGCAUUACUUGACACCGGUGCUAGUAUUAAUUUAUUACCUGUAAGUAUUUGUGAUAAAUUUAAUAUUUCUGAUCUUAAACCUUCUACUGUUACCUUACAAUUUGCUGAUAGAUCCAUAAACAUCCUAAAGGUAUUUUAGAAAAUGUGAUAGUGACAGUUAAAGGGUGUAAAUUUCCAGCUGAUUUUGUAGUGCUGGAAAUGGAUCUUAAUGGAUAGUUUUAUGAUACACCAAUCAUCCUAGGGAGACCAUUUUUGCAUACAGCAAAGAUGAAUAUUGAUUUUUCCACAGGUAUUGCGAAAAUUUCAUGUGGAGAUCAAUCAGUAGAAAUUAAAAUUUUUGAGGUAUCAAAUGAUCUUAAGAAAUCCCAAGUAUAUGAUUGUCAUACCAUAGAUCUUCUAGAUGAUUUUGAUGAUCCAGAUGUUAUUGAUGACUGUGUGCUGGAAGAAUUAGAGGAAAUAGAGAAUAUAAAUUUAGAAGAAAAGAAAGAGGAAGAUCAUUUGAAUUUAGAGUUGAAACCUCUUCCCUCUAGUUUAAAAUAUAUGUUUUUGGAGGAAAAUAAUUCAUUUCCUAUUAUUAUUGCAGCUGAUUUGAGUAAUAAACAGGAAGAAGAAUUAUUAGAUGUACUUCGAAAAAAUAAGAAGGCUAUGGGCUAGAAAAUGGAUGAUCUAAGGGGCAUUGAUAUGAGUGUAUGCAUGCAUAGUAUAUAUCUAGAGGAAGGGGCUAGAACUAGCAGGGAACCACAACGAAGAUUAAAUCCUAACAUGAUGGAAAUUGUAAAAAAAGAAAUUUUAAAGUGGCUGGCUGCUGAUAUUAUUUAUCCUAUUUCAGAUAGCAAAUGGGUUAGUCCUACACAAGUGGUGCCAAAAAAAUCAGGGAUCACAGUUAUAAAAAAUGAAAAUGGAGAUGAAAUACAAACAAGAUUAACUACUGGUUGGAGGGUUUGCAUUGAUUAUAGAAAAUUAAAUUCAGUUACUAGAAAAGAUCAUUUUCCCCUACCAUUUACUGAUCAAAUUCUAGAAAAAUUAGCUGGAAAAAACUUUUUUUGUUUUCUAGAUGGAUACUCUAGUUAUAAUCAAAUUUAUAUAAACCCUUUAGAUCAAGAAAAAACAACUUUCACUUGUCCAUUUGGUACUUUUGCUUUUAAACGCAUGCCUUUUGGUCUGUGUAAUGCUCCAGCCACAUUUCAAAGAUGUAUGUUGUCUAUUUUUUCUGAUAUGAUUGGAAAAUGCAUGGAGAUUUUUAUGGAUGAUUUUUUUAUUUUUUGCGAAUCUUUUGAUGAAUGCUUAAAUCAUUUACAGCAUGUACUUGAGAAAUGCAUAAAGAAAAAACUAAUUUUGAGUUGGGAGAAAUCACAUUUUAUGGUUAAAGAGGGAGUUGUGUUGGGUCAUAUUGUGAGUGAAAGGGGUUUAGAGGUGGAUAGAGCAAAAAUUGAUAUUAUAUCUAAAAUGAAACCUCCAAAUUCAGUAAAACAGAUUAGAUCUUUCUUGGGUCAUGCAGGUUAUUACAGAAAAUUUAUUCAGGAUUUUUUGAACAUUUCUAAACCUCUCACCAUGCUAUUAUCUAAAGAUGUGCCUUUUAAUUUUGAUGAGAAAUGCUUUGAGUCUUUUUCUGAAAUAAAAAGAUUACUUAAUGAGGCACCCAUUUUACAAGCUCCUGAUUGGUCCCUUCCCUUUGAAAUAAUGUGUGAUGCAUCGAAUUAUGCAGUGGGGGCUGUUCUAGGACAAACAAAAGAGUCAAAACCCAUAGUAAUUUCAUAUGCUAGUAAAACUAUACCCGAUGCUCAAUUAAAUUAUACCACGACUGAAAAAGAGUUGUUAGCUGUAGUAUUUUCGUUAGAAAGGUUUAGAUCAUAUAUUUUGGGAGCUAAAAUUAUUAUUUAUACUAAUCAUGCAGCAUUAAAAUAUCUAUUAAAUAAGAAAGAUGCAAAGCCACGUUUAUUAAGAUGGAUUUUAUUGUUGCAGGAAUUUGACUUAGAAAUAAAAGAUAAAAAAUGUUUCGAGAAUGUUGUUGCUGACCAUCUUUCUAGAUUAAGUGAUACAGGAAUAAAUGCAGCACCUUUACAAGACGCAUUUCAAGAUGAACAAUUGAUGGCAGCUCAACAUCAACCAUCACCAUGGUAUGCACAUAUUGUUAAUUUUCUAGUUUCUAGAAAAACUCCAGAAUAG
This is a messenger RNA of Spirodela intermedia, 2819 nucleotides long. Lineage: Eukaryota; Viridiplantae; Streptophyta; Magnoliopsida; Alismatales; Araceae. The record is from the annotation of a GenBank genome assembly.